CCGGCUAAACUGUGCUAUGGAACGUUCAACUCUGAAAUUUCCAAGACAAAUAUUCAUCUCUAUUAUCUAUUCAUAUUAUUACACACAUAAUCAUACUCUUGCUUUGAUUGGUUCUAUUAUUCGAUGUGCACCAGAUCUUGAACACUCAUGCUAUAAUUGUUCGUUCGCAUUUACGGAUCCGUUGGAUUUAAAAAAAUUCAACUUCUCGAUCUAUUUCGAGCUUACGGUGCUCAACUAAUAAGGUUCAGAUUCUUACUGAAUGCAAUGCUAUGAUGAUCUAUCUUUGGCUGAUAAGUUAAUCAUAAUAAAGUGCAUUUAGUCUUGACUUGAACUUUGGAAAGAGAUAAAGUUCUUCGGGAGAUAUAUCUUUGAUGCAUCAUUUCUAAAAGAAAAUGGCUCAGUCGUGGCGUCUAGGCAUGAAGGAUAUGCAAAUAUUGCAUGUGUCUCGUCACCGCAGUAACUUAAAGAAGCCAAUAUGGAUUAUCAUUCUGGUUUCUUUAGUUAUCGUGUUCUUGAUUUGUGCUUAUGUUUAUCCGCUUCAGAAUUCCACAACAUGCUAUGUAUUCUCCUCUCAUGGUUGCAAGGCAUUAUCUAACUGGCUUCCACCUGCUCCUGUGAGAGAACUAACCGAUGAUGAGAUUGCAUCUCGUGUUGUAAUUAGAGAUAUCCUGAGUAUGCAUCCUAGUUUACCAGAGAAUUCCAAAAUUGCAUUCCUAUUUCUGACACCGGGUGCUUUACCUUUUGAGAAGCUGUGGGACAAAUUUUUUCAGGUGGCUUUUUCCUUUGAGUGCUGAAACAUCUAAUGUUAU
This is a messenger RNA of Olea europaea var. sylvestris, 809 nucleotides long. RefSeq lists its product as uncharacterized. Gene Ontology annotation, molecular function: glycosyltransferase activity. The record is from RefSeq and is a predicted model, not a curated record. Bases 393 to 794 code for a protein of 133 amino acids. Lineage: Eukaryota; Viridiplantae; Streptophyta; Magnoliopsida; Lamiales; Oleaceae. The transcript has 2 exons.